This is a messenger RNA of Vombatus ursinus (common wombat), 4050 nucleotides long. RefSeq names its product histone-lysine N-methyltransferase EHMT2-like. Bases 1 to 3831 code for a protein of 1276 amino acids. NCBI's taxonomy places the organism in Eukaryota, Metazoa, Chordata, Mammalia, Diprotodontia, Vombatidae. Gene Ontology annotation, molecular function: protein-lysine N-methyltransferase activity; histone methyltransferase activity; zinc ion binding. The record is from RefSeq and is a predicted model, not a curated record. Gene Ontology annotation, cellular component: nucleus. The transcript has 27 exons.
AUGCGGGGGCUACCGAGGGGGAGGGGGUCCCUUCGGGCCCGGGGGAGAGGGCGAGGGCCACUUCCUGGGAGCCGAGGCAGAGGGCGAGGGGCAACCCAUCGGGGCCGGGGGAGGGGGCGAAGCCUGCUCUCUUCCGCCCGGACCCAGGCGUCCUGGGUUCCUCUGCCCCCAGCCGGGUUGACCAGUCCCCCUACCCCUUGUCUCCCCUCGCAGGGGGAGGCCCCUGGUGAGAUGGGGGGGGCGCUGCUGCUGGAGAAAGAACCUCGGGGAACUGCAGAGAGAGGUCUUAGCUCCUCAGGAGAUAAGUCUCCUGGAGAGGAGACCCCACCCCAGGACCAUCCAGAGUCUGUGGAACCCACUGGCCCCUCAUCUCCUGCCUCAGUCACAGUGACUGUAGGGGAUGAGGGUGCUGACACCCCAGUGGGGUCCACACCCCUCAUUGGUGAUGAGCCAGAGAGUCCAGAGGGAGAUGAGGGCAUCCACAGUGGUAGGAUGUUGUUAGGCCAUGCCACUAAGUCCUUUCCCUCAUCCCCCAGCAAAGGGGGCAGCGCCUGCCCAAGCCGGGCGAAGAUUACCAUGACAGGGGCCGGGAAAUCACCUCCCUCAGUCCAGAGUUUAGCCAUGCGGCUGUUGAGCAUGCCUGGGGCACAAGGGGCUGGAGCUGGGCCUGAGCCUGCCCCUACCCCCACCCCUACCCCAACCCCUACCAGCCCUGAAGGGAAGCCCAAGGUCCACCGAGCUCGAAAAACUAUGUCCAAACCAGGGAAUGGACAGCCUCCAGUCCCUGAGAAACGCCCCCCUGAAGUUCAGCAUUUUCGAAUGAGUGAUGAUCUUCACUCAAUGGGGGAUAUGGGAACAGACAUUGCCAAAAGGAGGAAGCUGGACUUGGGAAGUGGAGGCCCCCACAAGAGAGGACCCCAUGGCUUGUUGGAAGAGCUGGGGCCUGCUGGGGGGUCUGAGGACAUGGCCCUGGAGAAGGAAAACCAGGAGGCCAUGGAGGACUGGGAUACAGAUGUAGGAGAAGGCUUCAGUUUGUACUAUGACUCAUAUUCUGUGGAUGAGCGAAUUGACUCAGACAGUAAGUCUGAGGCAGAGGUCUUGGCUGAGCAGUUGAGUGAAGAAGAAGAGGAGGAGGAGGAGGAGGAAGAAGAGGAGGAGGAGGAGGAAGAGGAGGAGUCUGGCAAUCAGUCUGAUAGGAGUGGUUCUAGUGGUCGACGAAAAACCAAGAAAAAAUGGCGGAAGGACAGUCCUUGGGUGAAGCCCACCAGAAAACGUCGAAAGCGGGAAACGCCACGUGCCAAGGAGCAGCGGGGGGUGAAUGGUGUUGGUCCCUCUGGCCCCAGUGAGUAUAUAGAGGUGCCUCUGGGGUCUCUGGAGCUACCCAGCGAGGGAAACCUUUCUCCCAACCAUGCUGGGGUGUCAAAUGACACAUCAUCCCUGGAGACAGAGCGGGGGUUUGAGGAGUUACCCCUGUGCAGCUGCCGCAUGGAGGCUCCAAAGAUUGACCGGAUCAGCGAGAGGGCUGGUCACAAGUGCAUGGCCACAGAGAGCGUGGAUGGAGAGCUGUCGGGCUGCAGUGCAGGAAUCCAAAAGCGGGAAACAAUGAGGCCUUCAAGCAGGGUAGCUCUGAUGGUCCUCUGCGAGACACAUCGAGCCCGGAUGGUCAAGCAUCACUGCUGCCCAGGCUGUGGCUAUUUUUGCACAGCGGGCACAUUCUUGGAGUGUCACCCUGAUUUCCGAGUGGCCCAUCGAUUCCACAAAGCCUGCGUGUCCCAGCUGAAUGGGAUGGUUUUCUGCCCCCACUGUGGGGAGGACGCUUCUGAGGCCCAGGAGGUGACAAUUGCCCGGAGUGAUGGGGUGGCCCCACCUCCUGGCACUGCUGCUCCUGUCCCCCCCCCCCCUGCCCAGGAUGCCCCUGGACGGGCCGACACUUCCCAGCCCAGUGCCAGGAUGCGAGGUCAUGGAGAACCAAGACGCCCCCUCUGCGACCCACUGGCGGAUACCAUCGACAGCUCAGGCCCUUCCCUGGCAUUGCCCAAUGGCAAUAUCCUCUCAGCUGUAGGUCUAGGGGCUGGCCCAGGCCGAGAAACCCUGGAAAAGGCACUAGUCAUCCAGGAGUCUGAGCGAAGGAAGAAGCUUCGCUUUCAUCCCCGUCAGUUGUACCUGUCUGUGAAGCAGGGGGAACUGCAGAAGGUCGUCCUGAUGCUCUUGGACAACCUGGACCCCAACUUCCAAAGUGACCAGCAGAGCGAGCGCACACCCCUGCAUGCAGCCGCACAAAAGGGCUCUGUUGAGAUCUGCCAUGUGCUACUGCAGGCUGGAGCAAAUAUCAAUGCUGUGGAUAAGCUGCAGCGGACCCCUCUGAUGGAGGCUGUGGCCAACAAUCACGUGGAGGCCGCUCGAUACAUGGUGCAGCGAGGAGGCUGUGUCUAUAGCAAGGAGGAAGAUGGUUCUACUUGUCUUCACCACGCAGCUAAGAUUGGCAACCUGGAGAUGGUCAGCCUGCUGCUCAGCACUGGCCAAGUGGAUGUAAAUGCUCAGGAUAAUGGGGGCUGGACACCCAUCAUUUGGGCAGCUGAACAUAAACAUAUUGAAGUUAUUCGAAUGCUGUUGACCCGAGGAGCAGAUGUUACCCUCACUGACAAUGAAGAGAACAUCUGUUUGCACUGGGCAUCCUUCACAGGCAGUGCUGCUAUUGCUGAGGUCCUACUGAAUGCCCGCUGUGACCUCCAUGCAGUCAACUAUCAUGGCGAUACACCCUUGCAUAUCGCUGCUAGAGAGAGCUACCACGACUGUGUGCUGCUUUUCCUGUCCCGGGGUGCAGACCCAGAGUUACGGAACAAAGAAGGAGAUACGGCAUGGGACCUGACCCCUGAGCGCUCAGAUGUCUGGGUAGCCCUGCAGCUCAACCGAAAGCUUCGCCUUGGUGUGGGUAACCGAGUACUGCGGACAGAAAAGAUCAUUUGCAGAGAUGUAGCUCGAGGUUACGAGAACGUGCCAAUCCCCUGUGUCAAUGGGGUGGAUGGGGAGCCAUGCCCAGAAGAUUACAAAUACAUUUCUGAGAACUGUGAAACUUCAACUAUGAAUAUUGACCGAAACAUCACACACCUGCAGCACUGCACCUGCGUGGAUGACUGCUCGAGCUCCAACUGUCUCUGUGGCCAACUCAGUAUACGGUGCUGGUACGACAAGGACGGACGUCUGCUUCAGGAAUUUAAUAAGAUUGAGCCCCCCCUGAUCUUUGAAUGUAACCAGGCCUGCGCCUGCUGGAGAAGCUGCAAGAAUCGAGUGGUACAGAGUGGUAUCAAGGUUCGGCUACAGCUCUACCGUACUGCCAAGAUGGGUUGGGGUGUCCGUGCGUUGCAGACCAUACCUCAGGGUACCUUCAUCUGCGAGUAUGUUGGGGAACUGAUCUCAGAUGCCGAGGCAGAUGUUCGAGAAGAUGAUUCUUACCUCUUUGACCUGGACAAUAAAGAUGGAGAGGUGUACUGCAUCGAUGCCCGAUACUAUGGCAACAUCAGUCGUUUUAUCAAUCAUUUGUGUGACCCUAACAUCAUCCCUGUUCGAGUCUUCAUGCUGCACCAAGACCUCAGGUUCCCCCGAAUUGCCUUCUUCAGUUCUCGAGACAUCCGGACGGGCGAGGAGCUAGGGUUUGACUAUGGCGACCGGUUCUGGGACAUUAAGAGCAAGUAUUUCACCUGUCAGUGUGGCUCUGAAAAAUGCAAGCACUCAGCAGAGGCCAUCGCCCUGGAGCAGAGCCGCCUGGCCCGCCUGGAUCCCCACCCAGAACUGAUUGCUGACCUUGGGUCCUUACCCUCCCUCAGUUCCUGACCCCAGAUCCAGUGACUUCUGGGGGGCUUCCUCACAAAGUUUCUUCUCCUGGGAAUUGUUCUCACCCCUCAGAACUAGCUGCCUUUUUCCUGCCCACACACUGUCCCAAGCCAUUCCUGUUCAUUUGUAUCACCUGUUUUGAAAGUGGGAUACUCUUCCCCAUCACCAAGGGAUGAUGGUGUCCUGUUCUGCCAUAAUGAUAAUGAUUGAUUCCCAGAC